CUCCCUCCCAGGCUCCAUUUUGUUUCUUCUUUAGUCAUGGGGGGUGGGGAGAGAGGGGGCAGGAAGAGGCGUCACCUGUAGAGGCAAAGGAAACUGCAUCCCUUAAUCCCUUCUCCAUUUGUUUUGAUGGUCUUCACUCCCCAUUCCUCUCUCCCCCCUGCACGCACCUUGUUACCAACAGGAGGAGGAGCAAUCUGAGUUUCCAGAGGAAACCUAAACUCUCAUGGCUUUGGUUUUCUCAUUUAAUUACUGAGCAUCUUUUGAAAUCACCCCCCAGGCAUGUCUUGGAGAAUAACAAAGCAAAUUGUAUGGAAGUGAGAGGAGCUGCAAAGAGACAGACCCAGAGUUCUGUCUCUUAUUUGCCAUGGCAGCCAACAGCCACCGGGUCCAAACCCAUUCCCAUCAGGAAACACUAAAUUCUGUUUGCCACCGUCCCCUGAAUCUAAACAGCCACCCUCUAUCUAAGAGCUCCUCAAGUCUGGCAUGCAUUGGGCAAGUGAGUUCUGAUGAAAGACAGAGCAACAAGCAAGAUCUCAAGAAGAGUCUCAGUAGUACUGUCUGCCAAACACAGGUGAGCGAGAAUUAUGUGGGAAGUACCCCUAGUUCUGAAUGGUCUUCCACACAGUCUGGAAUGGUGGAAAGUUCAUCGGCUGUCAGAACGACAAGUGAUCAGUCACCAGGUGAUAAUGUGCAGAACAGAGCUACGACAACAAACCACUUCCUGACUGUUGACCAGACUCCAAUAUCCCUGGAAGGAAAGGACACUAAGAUGCAUGUCAAGAGUAGCACUGUUGAGAACAUUUCUUCAGUCUGUGAUACACACCAGCAAAGUAUGAAUAGAAUGGAAGGACUGGAAGCUGCAGUCCAAAGAAGCCAUUCUGACCUAACAUGCAGUUGCAAGCAGCAGAGUUCUGUUGCCCACAUGGAAACCAGUGCCACGCACUCUAUUAUAAGUUCUUCUAGCAGUAGUUCUGAUACAUCAGUGCAUAACACGUCUUUCCAAAGACCGAGAUAUGGCUCUGGAACAUAUGAAAAUACUCCUAACUAUCAAAACUGGGUGACUCAGAUUCCCAUGUCACAUAGAGACCAAAAAGUGCCCACAAACAGCUUUGACAGUGGUGGUAUAACACAUAACACUACCAUUUAUACAGAUCCUGGAACAUUUCACACUGCUGUUCUAGGACCACACACGCCAGGAAGUGGUUUCCCAAACAGGACAAUGUGCAGUCAAUCAAUUGGGCUUAGUCAAGGUGGCAUGACUUACAAUAAUGUGUCAAGCAGUAUAUACUCUCCCACAGUGAUGACAAUUCACAACAGCACUGCCCUACCCUGCAGUGCAAGGCAGGACUCUGCUAUGAAGAUAGACGGCACUGUUUCUGCCUAUUGCCAUUCUUUGCCAAUACCAUCUCUUCAACUCGUUCCAAGGUUGGUAUGCUCAGUUAGUGAAUUGGGAAGAGAACAGGUAACUCCUGGAUACUGUCAGUCCUUGCCUACUUCAGAUAUGAUGAUCUUUCCUAAACUGGUGUCAUCUGUUAGUGAAUCAGGUCUGGAUGCAAAGCGAAUCCUGAAAUGCUGUAGUGUUCCUGGGGAGCAUCUGUCACAUGCUCAGCACUGCGUUCAACAGAGCAGAGCUCAACAGGAAAUGAAGCCUUCUUACAUUGUGUUGCAUGACCAGCAAUGUGCAGACAUGAUGAUGAAGACUAAAGACACAUGGACUAUGACCUCUAUGAAUGACUUAACCAAAGAACUGAAAUCUCCUCUGGAGUGCAAAGAUGCAGAGGUACAAACCAUUUCAACAAUGGAAUGCAAGUCUGUGGCCACAAGCCCAUCUGUUGUAGCUGAAGGUCACCCUCAUGUGUUCCCAGAGGUUAAUUUAGAAUAUGACCAAGAGGCCCCAAAGUCUCCAGUACGUGAAGUGAGAUGGGAUGAUGAAGGGAUGACAUGGGAAGUAUAUGGGGCAGCCGUGGACCCAGAAGUUCUUGGGUUAGCCAUUCAAAAACAUCUUGAAAUUCAAAUAGAACAAUUCCAGACAGAGCCUAUAGAGCUCUCUAGGAAAAGUACUGAGGAGUCACCUCCAGCUAAAGAGGCAAAGAAAAAGCCAUUUAGAACAAUGAUGCACUCUCUGAGACACCCAAGCUGCUGUGCCCGUUCCAAUACUGUUGUGGAGUGAACAUAGCUACAUGACUGCAACAUUUAAACUGUCUUGUAAAUAAACAUUGAAUCUUAAGACUUAA
Molecule: messenger RNA, 2234 nt
Organism: Mauremys reevesii (Reeves's turtle)
Lineage: Eukaryota; Metazoa; Chordata; Testudines; Geoemydidae
Gene: GPRIN2
Product: G protein regulated inducer of neurite outgrowth 2
Exons: 3
Coding region: 365-2170 (601 amino acids)
Biological process (GO): neuron projection development
Cellular component (GO): plasma membrane
Source: RefSeq, a predicted model, not a curated record